CAUGGAGAAGCUAAAAAAAGUUAUUCAUUCUAUUGAAUAAAAUACACAAAUUCCAGAAGUAAUAGCUUCUCAUUAUGUGCCUAAUUCUGGAGAGAAAGAAAAUCUGAAGGAUAAAGUAGAAAAGAAUAGUGACAGUUUAAAAUAAUGA
Molecule: messenger RNA, 148 nt
Organism: Paramecium sonneborni
Lineage: Eukaryota; Ciliophora; Oligohymenophorea; Peniculida; Parameciidae
Source: the annotation of a GenBank genome assembly